UUAUGUCUGAGUUCAGUUUUCUUCUAACGAUCUUCUACAAGCGAAUUUCUUGGCCAGCUUAUUUUCAAACCAAAAUUUUACUUUAUUCUGUUUAAGAUGAUGAAGAGGUGAGGGGAGUGAUUUUUAAAGCAAGGAAGUUCGCUCGAUACGCUGUAAUGAGUUUACAUAAUCCCUAGGACUACUUCACUUGUAUAGGUAAUGGACAAUGAUCUUGUUCUUCUAUAGAGAAAUUAAAAAUAUCUAAUACUCAUGAAAUGAAAAUAUAAAUCAAAUUCUCCACUGUUGUAAAUAUGAAUUUCUAUUUUCAAAGCAUUCUCCAACUAAUCUGCAUUCAAGGAUAUUGUGUGCGCAUUCAAAUUCCAGCGCUUCACAAAAAUUAUUUGCGGUGGUUGAGGCUUCCAACUAUUUAUUAAUAGCCAACACAAUUGGCUGGGCUGGAUUGCUUAAAAUUAUAAUUUUCGGACCACAAAGACGACGACAGCUGCGUCGUCAAAGUGGAACCAUUAACGUGUAGAAAAUAAUCACAAAUAUACAAAAACAAAUACCUUUGCUUACAUACACAUAUGAAUGUAUACCUACACAUGCCUGCAUAUAUUGUGAAGAGGCAAAAUAAAAAAAAAAAAUCGAAGAAAUUGUUGAAAAUAUAUUUCAGCGAAACGGAAUUUUAAAUUUGGAAAUCCAAACGGAGAAACGGAGAAAGUGUUGUUUGUGUCAGCGCUGCGCUGGCCGCUUAGUGAAAAGUGGAGAAAAUUUUGCGGAGAACCAGAAAUGAAAGGCACACGGUACAAAAACAAUACUUGUUUGUGAAAUAAACACAGAAAAUGAUUUUUGUCACAUAAAAUGAGUAAAGCGCAGAAAAAUUAUGUGCUUUUCACAAAGUGAAAAUGUGAAAAUAUUUGAAUAAAGUGGCUAUUUUUAGUGUGUGUGCGAAGAAACGCAGCGCAACGGCCAACGGCUGAGCUGGAGAAAAGUGCUUUCUUAUUUUGAACGUAUGACAAACAAACAGGCAAAAAGGCGAUAGUGAACGCAAUAAAAUAACAAUUCUCGGGUGCUUAACGUGAAUUGAGGAGGAAGUGUGUGAAAUUAAAUUAAAUUUGAAAUUAACUAAAGCAAUAAUUUUUAUAAAUUUACUAUUAAAUAAGUAAUUAAAUACUAGCGGUUAUAAUUUCGAAAAAAAAAAUCUACUUUUGAGUGCAGAAUUAACUGAUAUUUAUGUGCCUUUAAACGGAAUACUCGUGUGCACUUCAUUUGGAUUAUGGAAAAUGUUACUGCGACCGCAACAGCAGCUAACAUACGUCAGCAACAACAACAAUUACAACAGCAUCAACAGUUGCAGCAACAUCAUCAAGAACAACAGCAACAGCAUGAACAUCAACAGCAAUUUUGUUUGCGUUGGCACAAUCAUCAGACUAGUCUACUGAGCACACUACCAGUGUUGUUAGAUCAAUCCCACCUCACCGAUGUCACCAUCUCAGCAGAGGGACGUACAUUGCGUGCGCAUAGAGUUGUGCUCAGCGCAUGCAGCACUUUCUUUCUGGAGCUCUUUCGCACACUGGACACCAACAGCCAUCCAAUUAUUAUCAUACCAGGCGCUUCGUUUGCCGCCAUUGUGGCGCUGCUCACCUUCAUGUACUCCGGUGAGGUGAAUGUGUAUGAAGAGCAGAUACCGAUGUUACUCAAUCUGGCAGAGACUUUAGGCAUUAAAGGUCUCGCAGAUGUGCAGAAUAAUUUACAGAAAGCGAAUAGACGCGCUGCAACAGCACCUCCGGCGCCACCGCCGCCUGCGCAUGAUUUCUUCGAUGCACUGCGUAAAGAAGAGUCCGACACACCGCCUACACCAUCCUCACCACCAUCAGCGCCCACCACUUCCAUGGCACCACCGACGCUGCCACCACCUUUAGCCGUCACCGUACCACCACCGAAUGCACAGUUACCGUUACUCUCUGCCGCCACAGUACCGAACGCAUUCAAUACAACACUACUUGGCAGUAAGCUGCCCACACCGCUUGAGAGCUUGUUUCUCAAGUCCUUGCAAUUUUAUCCGAAUUUGCUGCCGCAGCCACUUAAUUUCUCACAAACAGCGCUAAAUAAGACCAACGAAUUGUUGGCUAAAUACCAACAGCAAUGCAACAGUUUGUAUCAGGAUGCGCUGAGCUUGUCCGCCAAGGAGAUUUCUCCACCUUUCGCCACGGAAGACUAUACACCAACUGGCAGAACAGAGUUUACUGCAGCGAACGAUGAGGGUGGCCUUGCUUAUGGCGCUGCUAAACGUUUCUGUUUGGCUGAAAAACAGCGUACAUUAACGCUGUCAACGGCGUCGCAUCUACACUAUCAGCAGCAACAGCCACAAACACCGUCACCACACGCGCACAUACCUCAUACACUAACACAUACACAAACCAACUUACAACAACAAAAAGACAUUAAACGUAUUGAUAAGAUUGUAGAGAAUUUGCGAAAGACGCCAACAGUCGUCGAAAGUGGACUACAGGGUGCACAAUAUGCACAACAGUCCAUGCAUCAGCAGCGACAAUCGCCACAGCAGCAGCACCAAAGCCUACAUGGUCAACUGCAGGCGCCGUCGUUGAGCGUAAAGACAUCCUUGGGCAGCAACUACACACCUACCUUGCAUUCACCACAUUUGAGUGACAAUAAAUCACCCUGGUCUUUGACGGCGCCAUUGUCUUGCGGCACGACACCAGGUCAAAUACAACAGCAGCACCACCAACAACACACACACGCGUUGUCAUAUUUGAGCGCGGAAGAACAGGUGGCCAAAUUGCAGCAACAAAUAGAUCAGUUUGCUAGCUGUAGUCGCAGUGUUGCAGCGACUGCAACCACAGCCAGCGGCGCGAAUUACAACGAGCCUAAAGCUAAUGCGCAGUCAGAUACGAACUUGUUGGCUACUUUGUCAGAAAAGCUAACUACGGGCUCAGCGCAUGCGGUGAACGCCACGAAUACAUCGAAUACUAGUCCACAGCAGAAACCACCAUCAAACUCGAAGUUGUAUGCGACCUGCUACAUAUGCCACAAACAGCUCAGCAAUCAAUACAACUUGCGUGUGCACCUGGAGACGCAUCAGAAUUGUCGCUACUCUUGCAGCGUCUGUUCGCAUGUGUCGCGUAGCAAGGAUGCGUUGCGUAAGCAUGUCUCCUACCGCCAUCCCGGCGCACCUUCGCCCUGCGAAUCGGAAGCGCGUCGCAAACGUGCCUCUAAAGCGACUAAUGCCUCACCGCCGGUCAUUACCGUUACCACACCAACAAGCGCUGGCAAUUCAAGCAGCGGUAGCGCCACGCCCACCUCACCAGCUGCUGCAGUCAGCGCACCAUUUCAGUUGAAUCCACUCAAUACGAUUGCCACAACAGCGGCGACAACGGUGACCAACACAAGCGGCGCUGUUGGCAGCACGUCUGCCAUGGACGCGGAGGCGCAAAUGGUGGCGGCAGCACAAUUGAGUUCUGCAUACAUGUUUUUACCAAAUCAAUUUCACAUAGCGGCGGCAGCAGCUGCAGCUGCACAACAACAACAGCAGCAGCAACAACAAUUGCAAAAUGCCUUAGAUGCUUCAAAUACCGCAGCAGCUGUUGCAGCUUUGAGUUUCGCUGCAACUUCGGCGACAACUGCGCCGACCACUACAACUGCAGCGAAUGGCGAAGAUAGCGCUGCUGGCUUAUUGAUGGGCAAUACGCAUAUAAAACGUGAACCCAGUCCAGGUAUAUGUAGUCCCGGUGCGCGGCAACAAAUUAGCAGUAAUAAUAAUAGUCUGGGCGGUGGUGGGCCAGAUAUGAGUCCAACAAAUAUGCCUUAAUUCGAAUGGUUGUAGUAACUAUUUUAAACACACCAAACACAUUAUAUUUAGUAGCACACACACGCACUUUCACUAGCUUAUUUAUAUAACAAUUUUAAUUUCAUCUGUAUUUUAUUAUAAUUAUUAUUGCUUAUUUAGAGUAGUUAAAAAGCGGCUAUUAGACAUAAGUCCUUUAAAGACCUUUGAGUUCACAACAAUCCCAUCGUUAGCCCCGGCUGUGAUAAUUAGUGAAAACUGUUUUAUUUAUUUAUUUUAUGCAAGUUAAUGUUAUAAGCUUUAUUUAAUUUUUAUUAGCAGCAAUAUUUAUGUCUUUCCAACAAUCAGUUAGCACCAUUAAGUAUUGUCACUGACAACCGAACAGCUGUCACUGUUUGUAUAUAUAUAAGUGUUUGCAAUUUUCAAAAUCAAAUAUUAGAAAUUUAUAGUAUAUAUUAUUUACUAUUAGAAUUUUAUCAAGAACUUAAAUUGUAUAGGUU
Messenger RNA from Zeugodacus cucurbitae (melon fly), 4284 nucleotides. Its product is annotated as mucin-2. Gene Ontology annotation, cellular component: nucleus. The record is from RefSeq and is a predicted model, not a curated record. Gene Ontology annotation, biological process: regulation of transcription by RNA polymerase II. Bases 1256 to 3808 code for a protein of 850 amino acids. Gene Ontology annotation, molecular function: protein binding. The transcript has 7 exons. Lineage: Eukaryota; Metazoa; Arthropoda; Insecta; Diptera; Tephritidae.